Fusarium pseudograminearum CS3096 is the source of this 1746-nucleotide messenger RNA. RefSeq lists its product as uncharacterized. Bases 1 to 1746 code for a protein of 581 amino acids. The transcript is spliced from 3 exons. Lineage: Eukaryota; Fungi; Ascomycota; Sordariomycetes; Hypocreales; Nectriaceae. The record is from RefSeq and is a predicted model, not a curated record.
AUGUUAGAAGUUCGCUGCUCUGGAACGCCAUAUGAGAUUGGCCAUCAACAUGGUGCCGCCGCUAAACACAAAGUAAAUGGAUCUAUCUCCUUUUACGAAGACCUCUUCCAAGAAACAUGUUCUAUGAACUGGGAAGCUGUUCGUCAAGAAGCUAGGAAAUACAUCGAGCCUCUCCAAAACAUAUCUCCUCGCCACGUCGAGGAAAUGCACGGUCUAGCCGAUGGUGCUGGUGUUGACAUCUUGGAUAUCAUCGCACUGAAUGUCAGGACGGAAAUCACUUUCAGCCUCUACACAGAUGACCCUACCACUCCAAUUCAAACUGACGGCUGCACUGGUGUCGCAUACCGUCAACCCAACGGCCAAAUGCUUCUGGCGCAGAACUGGGACUGGCAACCUAAACAGGCGCCAAAUCUACUCAUCUGCCAUAUUUCUCAACCUGGAACAGACAUGCCCAACAUUUCGAUGGUUACAGAGGCGGGCGUGAUAGGCAAGAUCGGUAUUAAUUCUGCGGGGGUUGGAACGGUACUCAACGCAAUCCGAGCUCGCGGUGUUGAUAAUACUAAACUUCCAAUCCACAUCGCUCUAAGGACAGCCCUGGAGUCCAGAUCAGCACGAGAAGCUGCGAACAAACUAUACCAGAUGGGAACAGCUGGCAGUGGGCAUAUCCUCGUGUCAGAUCCGUGCGAAGCUUUGGGUCUGGAGUGCACCAGUAUUGGAAUUAAAGAGAUCAACUUGAACAACAACGGGACUCUGGUUCAUACAAACCAUUUACUUCUUGAGCAUCCUGGAGUCGAUGAGCCAGGCUGGUUGCCAGAUUCCAAGGUACGCUUUGCACGCAUGUCUGAGCUUGUCCAAGACAAACUUGCUUCGGCAAACAUCAACCAUGAUUCCUUGUUUGAGUUAUUCAAGGAUGAACAAGGAUACCCGGCGUCAAUUAACCGCGAUGUGACUGCACACAGAAACGGGACCACUACUUUGUUUAACAUCAACAUGGACUUGGCAAAAGGAAAGGCGAUAAAUAUCGCAUACAACUCCGCCUUGCGGCAAAGCAAGUCUCUCGCUGCUGAGCUCCAAAACCUCAAUACAAAAUCCCAAGCAUCCCCUUCCGAAAUCGGCAACGUGUCCGCCUCAAUCGCCACCUUCACAAAGACCCUCGACGACUACCAAAGCCUUGCCCGACAGGAGAUCGUCCCCAAGAAGCAGGAAGAGGCUUUUGCGCGGGUCAAGAGGUUUCGGGAGAACCUCUCCGACUUUCGAGGCCAGAUCGAUUCCUUAAAGAAAGCCCGCGAGGAUGCCCAGCAUCAGACGAAUCGCACAGAGCUUUUGGGAAGGAGACCGUAUAAUGCUACGCCGGAGAAUCCUUAUGCGAACGCAACGACGACAAACACGCACUCCACCUUCCAGCCUCGACACCCACCCCAGUCCAACGGACCCCUGACGACAGGCUCGCCGGACGAGAUGCGCGAGGCCCAUGCUUUUAGGGAGCAGAAUUUCUUCUCAAACACGAAUCAGGCGCUCGACGACUACAUUGCGCGCGGACAGGCUGUGCUUGGCGAUCUAGGCCAGCAGCGCGAGAUGCUCAAGAGUACCCAGAAGCGACUUUACAGCGUUGCUAACACAUUGGGCGUCAGCGGCGAUACGAUUCGUAUGGUAGAGCGACGUGCGAAAGAGGAUAAAUGGAUCUUUGCUGCGGGCGUGGUGAUAUUCUUUCUGUUCUGCUGGCUGGUGCUUCAUUUCUUGCGAUAG